CGAUACCCUCCUGCCGCUUUGAUUUCGGGCACCUCCACCAGAUAAUUGGGAAGGGUUUCCAGAAGGUGGGAAAUGUCACCUGAUUCACACUGAACUUUUAAAAGCUCCCCACCCCCAAGGAGCCGCGCACACCCUCGCUCGAGGCCGCCCUCCCACUGCCCCACACACUGGGAGACCGCCCACCGCAAACCGCGGAGACCCCCGUCUAGAUUUAAAGCGCGGCUGCGCCCGGCUUCUGACGUCCAUUGAAUCGCGCGGGCGGCCGGCGGCGAGCGCGGGGUUGCGCCGGGAUCGCUGCGCCCUCCGCCGCUCGCCUCUGCGACGCGCGCCGCUCGCCGGAACCACUCGCCGCCGCGCCUGCUCCCCGCACCGUCGCGCUCCUCGUCCCGCGCCAGACCCCAGAAUGGUCCGUCCCAGGCACCAGCCCGGCGGGCUAUGCCUCCUGCUGCUGCUGCUCUGCCAGUUCAUGGAGGACCGCAGCGCCCAGGCUGGGAAUUGCUGGCUCCGCCAAGCAAAAAACGGCCGCUGCCAGGUCCUGUAUAAAACCGAACUGACCAAGGAGGAGUGCUGCAGCACCGGCCGCCUGAGCACCUCCUGGACCGAGGAGGACGUAAAUGACAACACACUUUUCAAGUGGAUGAUUUUCAAUGGAGGUGCCCCCAACUGCAUCCCAUGUAAAGAAACGUGCGAGAACGUGGACUGUGGGCCCGGGAAAAAAUGCCGAAUGAACAAGAAGAACAAACCCCGCUGCGUCUGCGCCCCGGAUUGUUCUAACAUCACCUGGAAAGGCCCAGUCUGUGGGCUGGAUGGGAAAACCUACCGCAACGAAUGUGCUCUCCUCAAGGCCAGAUGUAAAGAGCAGCCGGAACUGGAAGUCCAGUACCAAGGCAAAUGUAAAAAGACCUGUCGGGAUGUUUUCUGUCCAGGCAGCUCCACAUGUGUGGUGGACCAGACUAAUAAUGCCUACUGUGUGACAUGUAACCGCAUUUGCCCAGAGCCCACCUCCUCAGAACAGUAUCUCUGUGGGAAUGAUGGAGUGACCUACUCCAGUGCCUGUCACCUGAGAAAGGCUACCUGCCUACUGGGCAGAUCUAUUGGAUUGGCCUAUGAGGGAAAGUGUAUCAAAGCAAAGUCCUGUGAAGACAUCCAGUGCACUGGUGGAAAAAAGUGCUUAUGGGAUUUCAAGGUUGGCAGAGGCCGUUGUUCCCUCUGCGAUGAGCUGUGCCCUGAGAGUAAGUCUGAGGAGCCUGUCUGUGCCAGUGACAAUGCCACCUACGCCAGUGAAUGUGCCAUGAAGGAAGCGGCCUGUUCCUCAGGUGUGCUGCUGGAAGUAAAGCAUUCUGGAUCUUGCAACUGAAUCUGCCCGUAAAACCUGAGCCAUUGAUUCUUCAGAACUUUCUGCAGUUUUUGACUUCAUAGAUAAUGUUUUUAAAAAACAUUUUUUUAAAACUUAAUGCAUAACAGCAGAUGCCAAAAAGCAAAAAAAAAAAAAAUCUUACUGCAAGUCACAUAAAAAUGCAACGCUGUAAUAUGGCUAUUUCAGAGGGCUUUGAAAACAUACACUGAGCUGCUUCUGCGCUGUUGUUGUCCGUAUUUAAACAGCAGCUCCCCUGUAUUCCCCCAUCUAGCCAUUUCAGAAGACACCGAGGAGGAGGAGGAAGAUGAAGACCAGGACUACAGCUUUCCUAUAUCUUCUAUUCUAGAGUGGUAAACCCUCCACCAAUUUUCAGUGUUGACAUAGCCUUUGGGCAAAAAAAAAAAAAAAAAGAAAAAGAAAAAAGAAAAAAAAAGAAAGAAAGAGAAAAAAGAAAAAUAUAUAUUGUCCAUACUGUAAAUAAGUGUAUGCUUAUUUAUUUGGGGGGAAAAGUAUACAUAAAGGACCUUUGUCCUAAAGCUCUCUCCCAGGCCACCUUGUUACUCAUUGGACCCGGAGAGGCAGUCAUUGUGAGGUCUACUGGAUGAGGCCCAUAGUUGAGACUUGUAGACAUUUAUUUAUACUGUGUCAUGUUUUAUAAUUUAUACAUAAAAUGUCUGGUUGACUGUACACCUUGUUUUUGAAGAAAUUUAUUCGUGAAAGGAAGAGCAGUUGUUAUUUAUUGUGAGGUCUCUUGCUUGUAAAGUAAAAGCUUUUUUUUUUCCUUGUAAACCAUUUAAGUCCAUUCCUUAUUAUUCACUCACUCAUCUGUCUCCCUUCAUUUCACUGUUAGACUCUUUUCCAUUUUAACAAACUUGCAUGUCAGUUUCUGUCAUGUUUAUUUAUUGGAUUCUUCGCUGCCUGUUCUGUACAUAUAUGAUCCCUCGGGUUUUGUUUACAAGGAAUCUUGACUGACCAAAAGGCAUUAUAACUGACUCAAAUAGAAGGUACAGAGGAUACAUCUUGAGGAAACUCCUACUCUGUUCUCUUGUGAUGAAGACAUUUGUGAGAGAGGGGCUGACUGCAUUUCUAGUAAUGUACUUUUAAGAUGUUGCAGAUCCAAAGAUAUGGGUGUCAGGGGCCUGAAGGAAGGGGAUUGCUACAUAUUCAACCUUUUGUUAGGUGUUUCCUUUAAGCUAGUCUGCUGUACCUUUUAAAUUAGUUAUUUUCACCUAGCGUGUCAUGAAAAACUAUAUCAAAGCUUUAUCAGUUCAAGUUUCUUGCUUUUCAUAACACUUUUUUCUGAUGCAAUUUUAUAUUUUCAAACAUGGCAAGUUAAAUAUAAAUUCAUUUAAAUAUAUAGUUUUGUACUUUUCUACCAUGUAAAUGUGCAAUGUAUAUAAAAGUUAUAAUGUGUAUUUGUAAAUAAAUGAUGAGUGAAAAAAUAAAAAAAUUUUAAAAAGCCA
Molecule: messenger RNA, 2820 nt
Organism: Phacochoerus africanus (Common warthog)
Lineage: Eukaryota; Metazoa; Chordata; Mammalia; Artiodactyla; Suidae
Gene: FST
Product: follistatin
Exons: 6
Coding region: 404-1357 (317 amino acids)
Biological process (GO): cell differentiation; negative regulation of activin receptor signaling pathway; multicellular organism development
Molecular function (GO): activin binding; protein binding
Source: RefSeq, a predicted model, not a curated record